GUGGUGUAUGGUCACUGUUGACUGUCAUCUCUUUAAUCCUGUCUUUCAUAUCUACCACUGCUGCUGAACCAAGAGCAGCAGUUAGUCCAGCUUAUGGCUGUGUGCUUUAUAAUGAAACGUACAUCUGCAGCGGUUCUCAGUAUCAAAUGUAUUGCGACACAAGAAUGCAUCAUUUCUACUACCAGAGAGACCAAGACCAACACCAAUACCACUGCACGAGUAAUGACUGUAUCUGUGUUGGUAAUAAUGACACCUGUGCAUGCUACUAUAAUACUUCGUCCUGCUUCUGUGAGAUCUUUAGCAAUAACAUCAUAGUCCCUACAGCAGUUCGACCUGUCUUGGACUGUGAGUUUAAGAAUGACACGUACAUCUGCAUUGGUGCUCAGUACCACAUGUACUGCAACACAACGGUGCAUUAUUUUAGCUACUCCAGACAUCUUUACCAAAACCAAUACCUGUACGAAUGCUGGAGUAAUAACUGUGACUGUCGUUUUAAUAAGGACUCCUGUUGGUGCUACAGUCAUACGUCAUCCUGCUUCUGUACAAAUUAUGGCUAUAAUAUCACUAUCUCUUCAUUACGUAAUCCAUUCACAAUCCCUGACUGUCUGCUUUAUAACGACACGUACAUCUGCACUGGUGCUCAGGACCACAUGUACUGCAACACAAGAAUGCAUCAUUUUUACUUUUUGAGGUAUCAGAGCAAAAACCAAUACCAUUGCAUUAGUAAUAACUGUUACUGCAUUGUUAAUGAGGACACCUGUACAUGCUACAGUAGCACUUUGUCCUCCUGCUUCUGUGAGACUUACAACAAUAGCAUUGCUCUCACUACAGCAGUUAGUUCAGUUACAGACCCUGACUGUGUGCGUCUUAAUGAUAUGUACAUCUGCACUGGUGCUCAGUAUCGCAUGUACUGCAACACACAAAUGCAUGCCUUCUCCUACCAGAGAUCUCAGUACAAAUACCAGUACCUGUGUGUGAAUAAUGACUGUGACUGCUUUGGUAAUAGGGACACCUGUACAUGCUCUACUAGCACUUUGUCCUCCUGCUUCUGUAAGACUUAUGGCAAUAUCACGGCUCUCACUAUAGCAGUUAGUCCAGUCUAUGACUGUGCACGUUAUAAUGACUUGUACAUCUGCACUGGUGCUCAGUACCACAUGUAUUGCAACACAAGUGUACAUGAUUUCGAUUAUGAUAGAUACCAUUACUACUGUUUAAAUAAUAACUGUUACUGCUUUGGUAAUAAGGACACCUGUACAUGCUACAGUAGCACUUCAUCCUCCUGCUUCUGUACAAAUAACAGCAGUAGCAUCACUAUUCCUGCAGCAGUUAGUCCAGUUUAUGACUGUGGGCUUUAUAACGACACAUACAUCUGCACUGGUGCUCAGUACCACAUGUACUGCGACACAAGAAUGCAUCAUUUCUACUACUGGAAAUAUAGAGACCAAAACCAAUAUGAAUAUGAAUGCUGGGGUAAUAACUGUUACUGCUUUGGUAAUAAUGACACCUGUACAUGCUACAGUAGCACUUUGUCAUCCUGCUUCUGUAAUACUUAUGGAAAUAUCACUGCUCUCACUACAGCUAUUAGUCCAGUCUAUGACUGUGGGCUUUAUAAUGACAUAUACAUCUGCACUGGUGCUCAGUACCGCAUGUACUGCGACACAAGAAUGAAUAAUUUAUUCUACUUGAAACAUAGAAACCAAAACCAAUAUGAAUGCUGGGGUAAUAACUGUGACUGCUUUGGUAAUAAGGACACCUGCACAUGCUACAGUAGCACUUCAUCCUCCUGCUUCUGUACAAAUAACAGCAGUAGCGUCACUAUUCCUGCAGCAGUUAGUCCAGUUUAUGACUGUGGGCUUCAUAACGACACUUACAUCUGCACUGGUGCUCAGUACCGCAUGUUCUGCAAUACAAGAAUGCAUUAUUUCUACUACUGGAUAUAUAGAAACCAAAACCAAUAUGGAUGCUGGGGUAAUAACUGUUACUGUGUUGGUAAUAAGGACACCUGUACAUGCUACAGUAGAACUUUGUCCUCCUGUUUCUGUGAGACUAACAUCUUCACAACUAUUGCAGGUGAGCAUGUUUCUAGACCUGAAUAUCUGAUUAUCGCACUGCCGGAUCAAUGCAGGACCUCAGAAGGAUGUCUUCAAAAUCUUCUUGAGCAGAUAGAGAACAGUGCAGCUCAAGAGCUCCCUUUGACUACUGUGAUGAGCAUUUUGACUGUGGUCUUCAACACUUCAGAGAAGAUAUUAGAGUCAUCAUCAGUAAACCCAGCUGAACUAGCCUCUUAUGGAAACAGUGUGUUAAAAGCCAGCGAGAAACUCAUUUCUACAUUAGUGAAGCAGACAGACACUAGUGACAGUGUCAGUUUUACUUUUGCUGCUGUAG
Sinocyclocheilus grahami is the source of this 2385-nucleotide messenger RNA. RefSeq lists its product as uncharacterized. The record is from RefSeq and is a predicted model, not a curated record. The annotation marks the transcript as partial. The transcript is spliced from 5 exons. Lineage: Eukaryota; Metazoa; Chordata; Actinopteri; Cypriniformes; Cyprinidae.